This is a messenger RNA of Syzygium oleosum, 1946 nucleotides long. RefSeq lists its product as uncharacterized. The transcript is spliced from 3 exons. Bases 24 to 1448 code for a protein of 474 amino acids. NCBI's taxonomy places the organism in Eukaryota, Viridiplantae, Streptophyta, Magnoliopsida, Myrtales, Myrtaceae. The record is from RefSeq and is a predicted model, not a curated record.
GAGAGCCCCGCUCCUCCCCCCCCAUGGAGAGAAAGCAGCAGGGCUUCUUCUCCGCCCUCAGGGACGAGGUGGUCCGCGGCCUCUCCCCCUCCCGCCGCCGCCCCGCCUCCCCCGUCUCCUCCGGCCUCCUCCGCCGCGGCCGCCGGGCCCGGGCGGCGGCGGCUGUGCCGGCGACGCCCGAGAUGGCGAUCGUCCCGAGAUCCGGGAGCCUGGCGCCGCUGAUGGAGGGCCCGGACCCGGGGGGCGACCCGAGGAGGAGGGGCGGGAGCGGGUCGGGCCUGGGGCAUUGGGUGAAGGGCCAGCUCGGGAGGGCUCAAUCGUCGGCGACCUCCUCCUCCGCCGCCGCCUCGUCGGCGUCGUCGGCGUCGUCGGGGAAGAGGUGCGACGUGAGGAUGCUGAUUGGGGUGAUGGGCGCACCUCUCGCCCCGGUGCACGUUAGUAUCCUCGACCCUCUGCCCCACCUCAGUGUCAAGGACACUCCUAUCGAAACGUCAUCUUCUCAAUACAUACUGCAGCAGUACACAGCUGCAUCGGGCGGUCUAAAGCUCCAGAACUCCAUCCGAAAUGCCUACGCAUUAGGAAAGUUGAAGAUGGUGAGCUCGGAGUUUGAAAGUGCAAUGAAGGCGAUGAAAAACCGGAGUUCUGCACAUACAGGCGGUUUCGUGCUCUGGCAGAUGAACCCCGAUAUGUGGUAUGUGGAACUCGCAGUUGGUGGAAGUAAGGUCCAUGCUGGCUGUAAUGGGCAACUUGUUUGGAGGCACACUCCCUGGCUAGGCGCUCACACUGCAAAGGGUCCCGUAAGACCCCUGCGCCGUGCCCUCCAGGGUCUUGACCCAAGAACCACAGCGAGUCUGUUUUCUGAUGCAAGGUGCAUUGGCGAGAAGAAGCUUAAUGGUGAGGACUGUUUCAUCCUGAAGCUAUGCACUGACGCUCUGACAUUGAAGGCGAGGAGCGAGGGGCCUGCGGAGAUCAUAAGACAUGUUCUGUUUGGCUAUUUCAGCCAGAAAACGGGACUCCUUGUCCGAAUCGAGGAUUCCCAUCUUACUCGUAUCCAAACGAAUGGUGGAGACGCUGUGUACUGGGAAACCACCAUCACUUCAUCCCUUGAUGACUACAGGUCCGUCGAAGGAAUCAUGAUUGCACACUCAGGACGGUCGGUAGUGACCGUUUUCAGGUUUGGGGAGAUGGCGAUGAGCCAUACAAAAACUAGGAUGGAGGAAACUUGGACAAUUGAGGAGGUUGCAUUUAACGUCCCAGGCCUAUCAAUGGACUGCUUCAUCCCUCCUGCAGAUUUGAGAUCUGGUUCCGUCGGUGAAUCAUGUGAACUCACACAGGACAGUGGAGGCAAAAGUGUGAUCCCACAGGCAUCACAUAGAGCAAGAGUAGCUGCUCUAGAGAAAGCGCACGACAGCAACGUCGAUAGUGUGAUCUGGAAGAUGGAAGUAUGAGAAUGAGUAGGACUGAAUUAGGGCAAACUGUUCAUACUCUGAGUUGCUAACCACAAAAGACUCAUAAGGUAGGGAUUGAUUCAGACGGUUGCAUAUGCAUCUAUCAAUCUGUAAAUAUAGGACAAUCAGUUGCAGGUCAAAUUCGGUGCCAGAUGAACCUCUUUUUCCCUCAAUGGAGAAUGCAACUGGGUGUUGGAGCUCUGCAUUCCCGUUAGGAAUUGAGCCAAUGGAGGCCGUUUCUUUGGGUUCGCCUAACAUUACCGGAUGUCGGGUUUUGAUUAGAUGAAGCUUUUGUAAAGCUGAACCAUUUGACAUUUUAUUAGUCUGACUAAUUGCAUGGCUUACAUGAGGGGCAGCAGUGAUGUUAAGGAAACUGCUCUGCCUGGCGAGUUUGAUCAUGAUGUUAACUUCUUCCUCCAUCUUUUUCCUCUUUAUGAACGUUGUCGAUGAUUCAAUUGUAAAAGCUCUUUUGGUAAUUUGAAGGGGGUCUUCUUAUUC